Molecule: messenger RNA, 4300 nt
Organism: Larimichthys crocea (large yellow croaker)
Lineage: Eukaryota; Metazoa; Chordata; Actinopteri; Sciaenidae
Gene: jakmip3
Product: Janus kinase and microtubule interacting protein 3
Exons: 24
Coding region: 427-2964 (845 amino acids)
Molecular function (GO): microtubule binding; kinase binding
Source: RefSeq, a predicted model, not a curated record
ACACACACUGACAGGAGCUAAGUGCUAAAAGACAGACAGACAGACACACACACAGACAGACAGCUAGAGAGACAGACAGCUGGAGAGACAGACAGCUGGAGAGACAAGUGGAGGGAGGCUGAUGCUGGCUACACACACACACACACUCACACACACACACACACUCACACACACACACACACACACACACACACACACACACACACACACACACACAGGAGCUGCAGGGAAGCUAGCUGGUUAGCAUGCUCAGUAUAGAAAGCUAAUCUACUGCCAUACACACACACACAGACACACACAAACUCUCUCACACACACACACACACAGCAAUGCAAUGUCUGAGGCUUCUAAUUGGUCGGUCCAGAUGUAGUCAAACUGUAGGUUGACGGACAGCUCAUUUGGGGGCGGAGCCGGCAGGUGGUGGUGAUGUCAAAACGAGGAGCAGGGGGGCGGGGGAAAGGGGAGCGACCUGACGCCAUGGCAACUCUUCAAGCAGCCAAUGAAGAGCUGAGAGCAAAACUGACGGACAUCCAGAUAGAACUACAACAGGAAAAGAACAAGGUCAGCCGUCUGGAGAGAGAGAAGAGUCAGGAACUAAAAGCGGAGCAUCACCGUUCAACAGUCGCUGUAACAGAGCUGAAGACCAAACUCCACGAGGAAAAGCAGAAGGAACUGGCUGUUACCAGGGAGACGUUACUACGACAACACGAGAUGGAGCUAAUGAGAGUCAUCAAGAUCAAAGAUGGAGAAAUUCAGCGUCUGAACGGACUGGUGCUGACUCUGAGGGACGGAUCCACAGACAAGGUGAGGAGCGCCCUGCUGGCAGAGGUGGAGGAGGCCAGGAGGGGAUGGGAGGCGGAGCGCUGUCGCCUCCAGCAGGAAGUUCAGGAGCUGCGAGGAGCAAAGCGGAAUGCUGAGGAGGCUCUGACAUCGGCUCAGCAGGCCUGUCAGGCCCGAGCAGCAGAACUACGAUCAGCUCAUCACCAACACCAGGAGGAGCUCAACAGAACCAAGAGAGACUGUGAGAGGGAGAUCCGCAGACUGAUGGAUGAGAUAAAGCUGAAGGACAGAGCUGUCAGUGUAUUGGAUAAAGCCCUGGGGCUUCAGGCUGGACAUGCCCACCGCCUCCAGCUCCAGACUCAGGCUGCUGAGCAGCAAAUCGCAGCCAUGAGAGAUGCACAGAGGGUGGGACUAAAUCACCCUGGCCAAGCCCCUAACUCCGCCCCUAACACUCCUCCUCACAUUUCUCAGGAGGACCGCGACACUCGCAGGUUUCAGUUAAAAAUUGCUGAGCUCAGCGCCGUUGUCAGAAAGCUGGAAGACCGAAACGCCCUGCUGUCAGAAGAACGUAACGAACUGUUGAAGCGUCUCAGAGAGGCGGAGAGUCAGUUUCUUCCUCUGCUGGACAAAAACAAACGUCUGAGCAGGAAGAACGAGGAGCUGGCUCUCGCUCUGCGUCGCCUCGACAACAAGCUUCGCUUUGUCACCCAGGAAAACAUGGAGAUGGUAACUAUGAGGAGGCCGAGUUCUUUAAAUGACCUGGACCGCAGCCACUCUACCAGUUACCAUGGUUACAGCCAGGAGGAAAGAGAGAUGGAGUUUCUACGAUUACAAGUUCAGGAGCAGCAACACAUCAUCGAUGACCUGUCCAAGGCUCUGGAGACAGCUGGUUAUGUGAAGAAUGUUAUAGAGAGAGACAUGUUACUCAGAUACAGACGUCAGGAUUCAGUGAGGAGGAAACGAACCUUCAGAGCCUGCAGGGUCAUUGAGACGUUUUAUGGUUAUGAUGAAGAGGCGUCGGUGGACUCUGAUGGAUCAUCUUUGUCCUUUCACACUGACAGAACUCCAGACACUGAACCAGAGGAGAUGUGUGUGCGUGAGGAGGCGGAACUUCGUUACCGUCAGCUGACUCAGGAGUAUCAGGCGCUGCAGCGAGCGUAUGCGCUGCUGACGGAGACAAGUGGAGGAAACUACGACCCUGAGAAGGAGAUCAAGACCAGAGAACAGCUGCUGACUGAAAUCAGUCGAUAUGAAACCAGAGUUGCAGAUCUGGAGUCAGCACUGAAACAACAAGGACUGGAUGUGAAAUGGGUGGAGGAGAAGCAGGCGUUGUAUCAGAGGAAUCAGGAGCUGGUGGAGAAGGUGAAGCAGAUGGAAGGUGAAGAUCUGCGGCUGAAAAACGAGAUCCAGGAUGUCAAAGAUCAAAACGAGCUGCUGGAAUUUCGGAUCUUAGAGCUCGAGGAGAGGGAGCGACGCUCACCUGCCAUUAACUUCCAACAACUCUAUUUCCCAGAAGGCCUCAGCCCUCUGCAGAUCUACUGCGAGGCAGAGGGAGUCACUGAGAUUGUAAUCAGUGAGUUGAUGAAGAAACUCGACAUACUGGGAGAUAACGCCGUAAGUAAUCUGUCCAAUGAGGAGCAGGUGGUGGUGAUCCAUGCGAGGACAGUGCUCACUCUAGCAGAAAAGUGGUUGGAGUCCAUUGAAGUGACGAAGUCAGCUCUGCAGCAGAAGAUGUUGGACAUUGAGAGCGAGAAGGAUCUGUUCAGUAAACAGAAAGGAUACCUCGAUGAAGAGCUGGACUACAGGAAGCAGUCCAUGGAUCAGGCUCAUAAGAGGAUCCUGGAGCUAGAGGCCAUGUUGUUUGAGGCUCUGCAGCAGGAGGAUGAGUCCAGGAUGGAGGGAUUAAAGAUGGAGGAAGGUCGUUUAUCUGAAACACUGACAGACGAAGAGAAGGAGGAGCUUAGGAAAGCAAUGGACCAAUGGAAACGGACUGUAAUGUUUGAACUGAGAGAGAGAGACGCCCAAAUCCUCAGAGAAAGGAUGGAACUACUGCAGCUCACCCAACAGAGGAAUAAGGAUCUGGAGGAAUGUAUCGAAGCACAGAAACGACAGAUUAAAGAGCUUGAAGAAAAGUUUCUAUUUUUGUUUCUAUUCUUCUCUUUGGCCUUCAUCCUCUGGUCCUAACAACAGCUGUGUUUGCAGGCCUCCAGAGUCCAGCAGCUGAACCUUCAGCAGUGUCCGCUCAGUCUGGAUCAGACCAAUCGACAAGAAGAUUCAGAAGGAUUCAGAUUUUGGAACCAGCAGUUUAUUGGCUGAGGCAUGUUAGCUACACUGCCCCACUGACCUGCCUCUGGCUUCUGACAGCCAAUCAGAGCAGAGCUCAGCUGUCAGCUGACUCUGGAACUACACUGUCACACCUCAUAGACGAAGACAAGGAUGGUUUCCAUGGCAGAAGAAUGUUGUAUUUCAUACAACUGGCAACAUGCUAACUAGGUUCCUGUUAGCUAUUGUGGCUAUACCUGAUAUGUAGCCAAACACAUUGUGGUCUCAGGAGGCCCUCUGGACCAAAGUGGUGCUGGACUUCAUACAGUUUUACCUCAGCUAGCUGGACUUCUAUCCACGCUAGCUUAGUUAGCUGAAUUCAUACAGUUAACUCAGCUAGUUGGCUUCAGUUGGAGUUAACUAACCUGUUUGUGGGUUAAUGAUGUGACAGGAUGAGUGCACACAAAAAGACAUUACCCAACAGAUGUUAAACGGAGCGUUCUCGUCUAUCCUGAUAUAAGUUCCAUUGAAUUUACCUUUGUUCUGAUUGGCUGGUCCACCUGCAGACUUGAGAGCAUUUCAGCUCCACUCAUGGAUCUAUGGUUACAGUCUGUAACUUCCAUGUGGUUUCAGCUGUCUCGAAUCAUCGUGGGACCAAAAAGGAGACAUUUCUUCAUUAUGUCAGGAGGUCUGCUGGAGGUCAGAACUGAACCAGAACCAGAAGUGAUCUGAAAGAACAAAGCAUGAAGUCUGAACCAGGAUUAGAAACAGGUUCAGACAUGAUGACGUGACUCAGUCUCUGAGCCAGAUCACAACAUGGUUUUACAGUAAAGUAAACAAUUAGCUCAUUAUAGCCCCAACUGAACAGAACAAACACAAAACCUGAAAUUAAAUUAAAUUAAUAUUGAAAUGACUUUCUAAUCAAAUAAAUCAAUAAAAAUUAAAAUUGAAUCAAAUUAAUGUUUUCUGUCUAACAUCCUCCAUGUUUCAUAUUUCGUCAUUUCAAUAUCAAGUUUUUGUUUUUAUUCUUUUAGUGCGACGAUGAAGAACAUAAUUUAAAUGUUAACAAUGUUCUGUCUGUGGUUGAAACCGGAUCAGAACCAUGAGUCCAUCCCUGUUUGACAAACUGGAUCCAGCUGUUGUACUUUUGUUAUUCAGAUGAUAUUUUUCUAUCUGUGAGUCUGAACUCAGUAAACAUCUGAAGAGUCAACGCUUAGAUUCAGAUUAAAGAUGGAAACUGGACUGAAGACAAACGUGU